This is a messenger RNA of Amphibalanus amphitrite, 1184 nucleotides long. RefSeq names its product thymosin beta-like. The transcript has 6 exons. NCBI's taxonomy places the organism in Eukaryota, Metazoa, Arthropoda, Thecostraca, Balanomorpha, Balanidae. Gene Ontology annotation, biological process: actin filament organization. Bases 252 to 758 code for a protein of 168 amino acids. Gene Ontology annotation, molecular function: actin monomer binding. Gene Ontology annotation, cellular component: cytosol. The record is from RefSeq and is a predicted model, not a curated record.
ACAGCCAUGCGGCGGGCGGCGGCACGAGCUCGCGCGAGCCGCUGCCGGCCUCCGGCUCCGGCUCGCUGAUUGGCUGGUGUGCCGAUCAGCGUUCCCUUCCCCCGUAUCGCCGGGUCGCCCGCGCUAGCAGGCGGCGGGCCGGACUGGGCGUGUCAGUGCUCAGAGUGGAUUGUGAGGGUUGGGUGCGCGGAGACUGCUGAUUGUUGCUGCUGCUGUUUUCGUGCUGAUAUCGCUUCAUCGAGGUUCUGACGAUGGCCGCGCCGACCAGCCCCACGCUGAAGGACCUGCCCAAGGUGUCGCCCACCGUGAAAUCCGAGCUGGAGGGCUUCAGCGCCGACAAGCUGAAGCACACAGAGACCGUGGAGAAGGUGGUGCUGCCCACCAAGGAGGAUGUGCAGCAGGAGAAGACGCAUAACGCCCUGCUCGAGGGCGUCGAGAAGUUCGAUUCCGAGCAGCUGAAGAAGACGGAGACCCAGGAGAAGAACCGCCUCCCCUCUCCCGACGACGUGCAGCAGGAGAAGACGCACCAGAACCUGCUGACGGGCGUGGAGCACUUCAACAAGGACUCGAUGAAGAACGUCACCCCCGAGGAGAAGACCCACCUGCCCAGUCCCGAAGAGAUUCAGCAGGAGAAGAAGCUCCAGUCGCAUCUGGACGGAAUCGAGAACUUCGACGCCAACAAGCUGAAGCACGCCGAUACCGUGGAGAAAAACUCCCUGCCCACCGCGGAUGAUAUCAAGUCGGAAAAGACCGCCUAGGCUGGACGCGGAGUACCAUUCACCUUUCAUCCGGUCCUCUCGUCGUGUGCGUUCUAACCGCGAUCUGCCUGCGCUGGCCGCGACUCUACAGUGCCCCCUGGCCAGUGCUUUGGAACGGAGCUCGACCCGUGGCGCUGCUAAAGGCCAGUGGCGCGGCACCAGUGACUUGCGUAGGUGGCGCUAGUAUCACGUGAAUAGAUGUCGCUGGCGUAUUGGAAUGUUUACGGACCGUCCAAGACUUGUUAGCACUGGACAGAAGUGAAUAAUCAAAGGUGCUGUUAGUCUUUACUGUGAUCAAGUUUGCGGUCCUUCACAUUUACUCUAUGUAAGGUUAUACAGAAAAUCUUUCGCCUAUGAUUUCCUGUCAUGAUGUGCUGUGGAAGGAUUAUCUGCAUUUAGGAGCAAAUAAAUUUGUAUAAAAUGCUA